Messenger RNA from Uncinocarpus reesii 1704, 1683 nucleotides. RefSeq lists its product as uncharacterized. The transcript has 2 exons. NCBI's taxonomy places the organism in Eukaryota, Fungi, Ascomycota, Eurotiomycetes, Onygenales, Onygenaceae. The record is from RefSeq and is a predicted model, not a curated record. Bases 1 to 1683 code for a protein of 560 amino acids.
AUGAAAGCCCUAUCAACCCGUUUUUUCACACUCCGCAGGCCUACAAGCCCUGACUCCAUUCCCAUCUCGACUUGGCCCAGCUGCAAGCCUCUCGCUUUGUGUUCGAGACAAUCUCGCUUCUGGAUUGCGCUUUCGUCUGAAGAUAACGUCUUCGUCACGUUUCUGAGCGUGGCUUGGCGCGUGUUGUCCAACCCGUUGGAUUUAGGUUCAAGCCUCUCCCGCGUCGAUCUAGCCAUCCCUUCCCUUGCCGUUGACGUGGAUAAGGAACGAACUCCUCCACCACCUGCCACUCCCCUCGAUUUCCCUUCCUACAUUGCACAUCAGGAACCUCGUCCAGUAGGUGAGCUGAGUUGCGACAAGCUGCAUCGACUAUUAUCAAGACUCAAAAGACCACAAGAUUUAACUCGCGAGUUUCUUGACGCCCUCAAUCUCAGAGUUGAACCAGAUGUUGCACCCGUGGAUCUUAUACCUGGAGACACCCUGAAAUCGCUGCCUCCUUUCAAAUGGCCAAACGAAUCUGAGCAGCCUGAAGCCUCGGCGAGUAGCCCUGCUGCUGCUGCAAGCAAUCUCAUGUGCAAUGGAUCUCCGUUUCCUGACAGGGAGAAGUAUGACACGCUGCGACGAGAACUACUUUUCGAUAAUGAUGAUGCUUUUCGAUCGCUCGCCCGUCUAGAGCCCUUACCUGGCCGCCAGAAAAUCCGUGUCGCCCAUGCCCGAAAAUUUUGGUCGGGUUUAGAGCACAUGUCUCAAUACUGGGACACGAGCUUAGACCAAUACAUUGAGCGCCCUACCCACUGUAGCCCUGACGCUACAUCUACUCAAGAUGCGCUUUUAGGGCCCUCAUCCGAGGAUAAAAUGGAUAUUGAUAGCGACACCUUUGCCAGGAAUAAAGAUAUCAAGUCCGAUUCGGCGAAUCCACACUCAGACCCCGCUGCUGCAGGCACCACGUACAAGGGUAGGCGUAUCGGUACGGGAAAGGAUAUGCCAGAGACAGCGAGAGAGGAAGCACUACGCGGAUUUCUUGAAAUGGUGUCCUGGUCCUUUGGUUGUCAGCCUUCGAUCCCUUUCCUACCGCCUCGUCUCUUUGUUAAAGGCCUACUCUUUCCUGUACGCCAGAAUGUCACGAUAUCGCGGGCUCCGCAGGAUAGACAGCUCGCAAGAAAAGGAUUCUUGGAAGGACCCGUAAUGAUUGUCCAAUGCAGGGGGGAAACGGUGUUUCAUGCCCCGAACAGUGCUUUCAAUCACUCUGAAGCCUGUGAUAUUCUUCGGGAAACGGCGGCAAUGCUACUGUGCGCACAAGAAAGGGGCAGAGAGGGGUGUACGGAGAGUAAGCCUGGUGAUGGGAAGUGGUGGGCGACGGAACCAAGAUGGGGCGGGGCGCCAAACGACGGGCCUGUUGGAGACGAAGAAGGCGCUCAGUUGGAACGUCGAGGCUCAGCACCCGCCGCAGAUGCGAAGAAGAAUGAUAGUAAACGACCGAAACAUGAUCGCCAUCCCUUUUCACAACGUCGUGGAGGGUCCGGCCAGUCAAGACGGAGAAGUAUGAGCGACCAAUGGAAGGUGGUUCAACCAGGCCCAGGCCUGUGGGACAAAAAGAUGAAAUAUAUGCGAAUCGGGAAGCCAGUGGACAGUCCCUUUGAUGAUGUAGGAUUCUUUCCAAUCUCCAUGUAUUCUUUUGCCUAA